GGCAUGGGCGUGAAGUGCUUCCUAACUUACUCAGCUCCCAACUAGUGACCGUGAGAACAUUGCCUCAUUUUAGAGUUUGGAAUUAUGAAGGCUCGGUUUUAGAGAUGCAACAACGCUUCAUCAGCUAUAAAGAGCAAAAUGGCUUUACUAGCACUGUACCGGAGAUAGAGGGUGCGUCUGUAGAUCCAAACUGAAAGCUGCGAAGACAAACGGCGAUGCGUAACACAACAGACCUAAUAACAUCUAGUUUAUUACAUUUUCGACUUACCCAAUUUAUUGUUUUUAGUAGAAAACCGCGAAAUAACAGAGCACUUCCCAGGCAUGUGACUGACAUAUUGUAAAUUAUGCUCUAUAGCUGAUGAAUGCAUCGAUAAAACUAACACUUAGGGUUUCACAUGAGGGGCUGUAAGAACUGAGCUCGCAUGAGUAUUGUCUCCAUGUAAAAAGAAAGGAACAAUGGAGCAAAACGCAACAGAGGCUUGGUACAGUGAAGUGUCCACUCCGAACUACAGCACUCAUUUGGACACUUAUCAGAUUGUGAAGGGCUUCUUGGACUCGCAAUGGGUGUUGCAGGAAAACAUCAUUCUUGUGACACUUUACAUUCCUCUACUGAUUCUGGCCGCAGCCGCCAACGUACUCGUCAUUGUUGUCGUCAUAAAGUACCAUUACAUGAGGAGUGUCACUAAUUAUUUUCUGGUGAACCUGUCAGUCGCUGACCUUCUGGUGACUCUGAUCUGCAUGCCAGUGGCAAUAAGUCAAGCCGUCAUCAAGAUCUGGCUGUACGGAGAGUUCAUGUGCAAAAUAACAUACUACUUGCAGGGAGUUUCCGUUGGCGCCAGCGUGUUCACCAUCACAGCAAUGAGCAUAGACAGGUACCUCGCUAUACGACAUCCGAUGGCUUUCCGGAAGAUAUUCAACAGAACUACUACUCUCUUUGUGAUAGUGAUUUUGUGGAUCGUGGCUCUAAGUAUAUUCGCACCUGUGAUCUGGGUGCGUCAGGUAGAAAUGAUUGACAUUGGCGAGCCUAACCUAAACCUGCCAGGGUUCUGCAUUGAGAAGUGGCCGGAUAACCAGGAGCGGCUUGUUUAUGGAGUGCUCUGCUUUGUUUUCGUGUACGCAAUACCAGGUUCUGUGGUUGUGCUUGCCUAUUCUCUAAUGGGUCUCCGCCUCUGCGCCAUCAGCCCACCUUUCGAUGGGCCUGGCAACGAGGGCAUGGCCAGUACAAGACAGUGCACACGACUCGUCCGGGAAAGGCGACGUGUAGCCCGUAUUUUGCUACUGCUGGCUGUGCUCUUCGCCUUCUGCUGGCUGCCGUACAACGUACUGGCCCUCCUGUUCGACUUGGGCGUCAACAAGAACAUAAAACUCUUCUCCUUUGCUCUACUGCUCGGCCAUGCUAAUUCCGCCAUCAAUCCGAUCCUCUACUGUUUCAUGACCCGCAACUUCCGCAGGGCAGUGCGGGAGCUCGUUCUUUGCUCCCGGGUCUCCCUCGCAACGAGGCCGCACCAACGAUGCAAUAUUAGAGCGCCUCUUCGAAGCGCCACCACAUCAAGCGGUUACGAUUCCUACCGCAGUCCGCACCGGCGGUGCUACAUGCUGCAUACACUCCGGAGAGCUGCAGCCAUAAACGAGAACCUUCGGACCCACCACGCUCCGCCACAUGCAGCCACAAUUCAUUUCAUCAACCAGCAGCAGAGCCAUCACCACAAAGAACAAGGCACUCCAGAUUCACUGCUGCAGGAGCAGACGCGACAGUGCUGCCACCAUCAUUACCGCUACAGUCACCACCAGCCAACCACUGUGUCCUCCGGCAGGGCGACCAGUUCCACACGUGCUACGGCGCUUGCAGACAGCAAUCGCUAUCUCUGAGCUCCCACAUGGGAUGUAAUCAGAUAUUCUCUAAGCAAGAAAUUAAGAGACGGAACCAAGGACUGUCCACAGUUUAAUAAGACUUUCCAAAACAAUUUCCCUGAGGUUCGUGCAGAAAAUUCGAAAUGUCCACAAUACCAUAGAAGUCGCCGAGACACGGGAACAACUAAUUUCUAUAACAUGAACGUGAAUUCAAUAUAAAUUUACGAACAUGGUUCUUGAAUGCAGUGUGAUAAUUCCACACAUCCACCUCUCGCGUAAGAAACCUGUCAGCAGACGGGCUACUAGAAAAUCUGCGAAUACGCUAACAAUCAAUUUCUAGAUAAUUUUAUUCUUUUAAAAAAGGUAAAGCUAUCCUUGUAGCAGGCCGUGAAGGCCCAUAGGGUUGUAAGACGUCGA
Cryptotermes secundus is the source of this 2268-nucleotide messenger RNA. Its product is annotated as QRFP-like peptide receptor. The record is from RefSeq and is a predicted model, not a curated record. Gene Ontology annotation, cellular component: membrane. Bases 457 to 1869 code for a protein of 470 amino acids. Gene Ontology annotation, molecular function: peptide binding; neuropeptide Y receptor activity. Gene Ontology annotation, biological process: G protein-coupled receptor signaling pathway. The transcript is spliced from 7 exons. NCBI's taxonomy places the organism in Eukaryota, Metazoa, Arthropoda, Insecta, Blattodea, Kalotermitidae.